Molecule: messenger RNA, 472 nt
Organism: Oppia nitens
Lineage: Eukaryota; Metazoa; Arthropoda; Arachnida; Sarcoptiformes; Oppiidae
Exons: 3
Coding region: 62-472 (136 amino acids)
Source: RefSeq, a predicted model, not a curated record
AGUUUUUUUUAAAUAAAUAAUACUAAAAAAUCUAAUUUCUAUUAAUAUUUUUUUUUGAAAAAUGGACUGUAGUGAUUUUACUGAUACCUACAUUAAAAAAUCAUCCGAUAAUGCACUGGCAUUUUUUAAGGCCAAAGGACAUUCCGAUAAAAUGGCCGCUGAAAUUAUGGCCUACAAAUUAAGAUUGAUUAUAAGCAAAUCGGGUAACGAGUGGACACUUAGCCGGAUAAAUAGUAACGGUAAACAGCAUACACUUAAAUUUGAAUUGGACAAGGAGUUUGACGAAAUUCUACCCAAUGGCCAUAUAGCCAAGAGUAUUGUGUCGGCUGGCAAUGGAUGCAAACAAUUCAUACAUAAACAAUUAGAUGGGGAACUGGAGAUAAAAUUUAUCUACGAUUUCAAUAAUAGCGAACCAGUAGUGACGGGAAUCAUUGGCGGAGUGACCGCCAAAUGGUUUUUUGCUAAAGAUUGA